Aspergillus nomiae NRRL 13137 is the source of this 1344-nucleotide messenger RNA. Its product is annotated as low affinity iron transporter. The record is from RefSeq and is a predicted model, not a curated record. Gene Ontology annotation, biological process: transmembrane transport. NCBI's taxonomy places the organism in Eukaryota, Fungi, Ascomycota, Eurotiomycetes, Eurotiales, Aspergillaceae. The transcript has 3 exons. Bases 1 to 1344 code for a protein of 447 amino acids.
AUGGAUCGCUUCAUGGAUAUCCUGCGCAAACCAGGCGCCAAGCCUGAGAUCCAGGGCGUCGCCCCGACACAACACGUGGAUGGGGAAGAGCACGCUGAUCACCUAGAUAUCAAGGGCUAUGUACCCAAAAGCAAGCCCAAAAUGCUCGAUCGCUGGCUGGACUUCGUCGUGCGAGUGUCUGGCUCCGAGCCUGUCUUCUUCCUGAUCCUCGCGGGCCUCCUCACCUGGGCUCUCCUCGGGAUCAAAUACGGAUCGACCGAUAGCUGGCAGGUCCUGAUCUCCGACAUCCAGGCCAUCGUCAGCUACAUAUUCGACUCCUUCCUCGUGAGACAGCAACUGAACGCAUACGAAGAGGAGAUGGUCGUAGCUGCCGAGCUGGACCCAAGACCAGGAGAAAGCCACCCCCCUAAUCAACCUCGUCAAGGAGCACCAGACCGAGCUCGAGUUCGCGCCGAGCUCCCCACCGAAACCCUGUUCGGACGGACCAUCACCUGGGUCUCGCAUGUCAUCGGCCACCUGGGCACCAUCAUCCUCUUCUGGGCGGGCGUGUUCACCUGGAUCGGCCUCGGCCAUCUCUCCAACUACAGCGACAAGUGGCAACUGUACAUGAACUCUGCGUCGUCCGCGCUGAUGGUCUUCGUCUUCGCCUUCCUCGCCAACAUCCGCGAACGCCAUGAAGCCUACACCCGCAGCUGCCUCGACGCCAUCUUCCACGUCGACGCGUCCCUCGAAGCCAAGCUCCGCCAGCUAACCCACGACACCCUCCCCAACGACACCGUCAUCAUCCCCGCCCCACGCGUCAACCCAAUCCACGCGCGAUCUUCUACUACGCCGACUUCGUCGCACCCUAGUCGGCAUCGCCAUCCUGGUCGCCGUCAUCAUCAUCUGGGGCUGGUCGGCAUGAACGACGGCUUCGUGCUGCGCAACAUGCAAGCCCGCCUGCGCUGCUACGUGGACGCCGAAUUUGCCCGCAUCACCGCCCACGACGCGAGCCUCUUCGCUACCGCCGGCAUUCCCGCGCCCAGCGACGAGGUCGUCGCCGACAACUCGCUGACACACCGCGUGUCGGACACCAUGGGGCGCGUGUGCGCGCACGAAAUCACGGUCGUGUUGGGGGUGUUGACCAUCCUGGGGUUGGUUGCGGGCGCUAGCGCCAUGCGAUGGACGUUGACAGGUCAGUUGCUGUGUAAUGUGCCGCCCAGCUUGAUCGAGUCGUUUUUCAUGAUCGUGUUGGUGACGGGACACAACUCGGCCGACGAUCGGAAACGGGUGGAUCUGCGAAAUACGUAUACGAGGCGAGUGCAGUUGUUGGGGUUUGUCAAUGCUGUGCAGUCGGUUUGGUGA